AUGAAUAACUUCUGGACUUCAUUCAUCCAUGGAGCGUCUAUAAAACCCACAGAGAUACCAAUAAGUAACAUAAAAGCUCAGCUGGACACGGCUCGCAGGGCCUCAAUAGCUGUGAAUAAUACUUUGCACACCUUCUGCCACAACACUCCAUUGGCAUCUGCGGUAAGCUGUCCUCACUUUAUUCAUAUGCUACUCAACCAGACGGGACUUACAUUCCCUCAGCUCUACAUUCAAGACUGUAUCACCAUCGCGCAGACAGACUUAUUCAAGAUUGCUCUAUCCAAUAUGUCUGCAACCCUCAAUCAAUAUGUUACUGUGUUGGAGAAUCAGACGAAAAAAGAAUAUGACCAGCUGUGUGCUCCUGCCAAACGUAUACAGACACAGUGUCAUUAUCCCGCUGACUGUUCUAAACUCACUCCCACAUCUGAUGGCUUAUUUUACUGUUACCUAAGACAAACACUUUCUUACCUGGAAUAUAAAUAA
Messenger RNA from Octopus bimaculoides (California two-spot octopus), 483 nucleotides. RefSeq lists its product as uncharacterized. NCBI's taxonomy places the organism in Eukaryota, Metazoa, Mollusca, Cephalopoda, Octopoda, Octopodidae. The record is from RefSeq and is a predicted model, not a curated record.